This is a messenger RNA of Helianthus annuus (common sunflower), 879 nucleotides long. RefSeq lists its product as uncharacterized. NCBI's taxonomy places the organism in Eukaryota, Viridiplantae, Streptophyta, Magnoliopsida, Asterales, Asteraceae. Bases 1 to 879 code for a protein of 292 amino acids. The record is from RefSeq and is a predicted model, not a curated record. The transcript has a single exon.
AUGCCCAAGUAUGUAAAAUUCCUUAAGGACCUUCUCAAGCGUAAAGAUAGGAUAGAUGAACUUUCGAACAUUCCCUUGACCAGAGGUUGCUCCGCGGUGGUCUUGAAUAAGCUACCGGAGAAACUAACCGACCCGGGCACAUUCACCAUUCCAUGCCUUUUCGGGGGUGUCGUUACUCCCGCUCAUGCGUUAGCUGAUUUAGGUGCUAGCGUCAAUUUGAUGCCAUUCUCUCUUUACGAGAAGCUAAGGUUAGGAGAGCUUAUGCCCACGCACAUGUCAUUGUCCUUGGCCGACCGCUCAGUCAAGUAUUCUCGUUGGAUCAUAGAGAAUUUGUUGGUCAAGGUUGAUAAGUUCGUUUUUCCCGUAGACUUUGUUGUUCUAGAUAUGGAGGCCGAUGAGAGAGUUCCAAUUAUUCUAGGCCGUACAUUCCUUCGCACUGCCAAGGCCAUCAUAGAUGUCUUUGACGGUAAGAUUUCACUUCAUGCGGGUGAUGAGAUUGUCACAUUCGAGAUCAGUAGAGCCAUGCAGCACCCUAGUGGUAGAGAUGAGGAUAUUGGACCGUGCCAUUCCGUUUACUUUCUAAAUUCUUUCAUCUCAUGCGUUGACACGUGUCUAGAGUAUAUUAGUGGGGCCGACUUAGUGAAUGAGGGAAUUGUUGACGAGGAGGUUGAAGAAGAGCCUUUAGAUGAGGGCGAUGAGUUAUGGGUUCCUGAGACGUUGGAACUCAGUGAGAUUAGUGAUGAGAGUACACCGUUAGAUAUUCCAUCGCCUUUAGAGCUUAAAGUCCUUCCAUCCCAUUUAGAGUAUGCAUUCUUAGGGGAGAAACCAAACAUGCCCGUUAUCAUUUCUUCUAUGUUGACGGAGGAAGAGAAGAUGUGA